CUUCCUCUAAUAGAAUGUUUGCUGGUUCUAUUUAUUAGGCAAGAAGUGCCACUAGCAACCUGUAUAAUGACCUUCUAUAUCAAAUGAUCUCCAUCCACUAUUGUUAGCAAUAUCUGAUCUUGACAAGGAAUACAGAGGACCUUCUACUUGAGGGACCCGUGAACACUGACUCUUUGUAGAUAUUGCAUAAUCUUGUUAAAGUUCACCACCGGACAAACAUCGUGCUGGUGUCUUAUAUACAGUAAAUCCUGAGUUCCAAGGAACAGUAGAGAGAAACCUGGAGCUUCAAUUGUGAUUGCAGGGAUUGUUCACCAUUUGCUUCUGCUUUAUAUCUACAGGUCACAUUGUUAAUAACUGCUGAAAACUUCUUACCUGAGCAGCUGCAAGUAAAAAGGAGAUUCAAUUCAUGGCUCAGCAUAAUUCACUUUCCUACAAUAAUGAGAAGUCGAAGAACACACUUUUGACAAGCAAUAGAAGUUGUUUGGAGCCACUUAAAAGUCCUUUCAGCUCUUACAGUCAAUCACCAGAGAUACCUGGGAGCCCUACUUAUGCUAUGGAGUUCUUGUGUCGAUCGUGGAGUCCAUCUUCCAAUAAUCUCCUGCAAAUGUUUUCAUCAAGUAAUCCCUUCUUGAGAGACACAGGAGGCAUAGAGGAUCAUGAAGGAAAAGAGGAGGAAACACAUGAGGAUGUAACCAGCCGAGUUAUAACCAACAAAGAGGAUAUCAAGCUGGAUUUGCAUCACAUGAAGGAAUGGUUUAAAAGCAAGCCAUUGGGAAAAUUCUUUAGAUCACAUCAAGAGAAGAAAGAGCGACUCCGACUUCAAACAGCACAACUACAUGCUGCGCUUUCUCUCACACAGCUGGCUUCAGCAAUUGCUGGCUUUGCCAGCAGCAGCAGCUCAGAAGCACAAGAAUGGUACCACAUAAAUUCUGAAACGGGAGGAGAAUGGAGCCAUGGUACGGGAAGUGUAGUUGCUUCUGCUGCUGCUCUGAUGACUACAGUAUGUGCAGAGGCAGCAGAAUCUCUGGGAGCAGGACGAGCCAAAGUUGCUUCUGCAGUCAAUUCUGGCCUAGCCAUCAGAACACCAAUGGAUAUGAUUGCAGUAACAGCAACAGCAGCAACCUGUCUUAGAGGUGCUGCAAUUCUAAAAUCAAGAGCAAAGACUGAUCCCUUCCCUAGGAUCCCAGAUUUUUUGACAGUAGGCACCCGAAUUUGGAUAAUAAUGCCAUCAGGACGGAAAGAAGAUAAAUGGAUGACUCUACACUCGAAGCAAAAUCAGCUCGUGCUGAGCCUGAAAAGGAAGUACUUUGGAGCUCUAAGAACUUCAAAAGAAUACAAGCUUAUUAACAUCACAAAAGAAAGUCCCGAGGCUCAAUACAAUUACUUACUGAGCUUGAAGACUAACAAUGGGAUUAUCAAGCUCCUUUUCGAAGAUGAGAAGCAAUCAUGCAUGUGGAUGUCUACCAUUUCCAGUCUCUUAAAGAUGUAGAAAGCCUCUUGAGAAAAGUUUUGUUCCACCAUUCAGAAGAAUAAAUCUUGUAUCAUACCAACACUCUUUAUUAUCUGUCAACUCAAAAAGUGAUCAAGCACCAAUACAAAAACCACGUUGUAGAAAUAUGGAUCUUUCAUUACAAUAUUGAGCUACAUUGAAGCCAAUAAUAUUCCCAAAAAAG
Molecule: messenger RNA, 1673 nt
Organism: Nicotiana tabacum (common tobacco)
Lineage: Eukaryota; Viridiplantae; Streptophyta; Magnoliopsida; Solanales; Solanaceae
Biological process (GO): leaf vascular tissue pattern formation; auxin-activated signaling pathway; phloem or xylem histogenesis
Source: RefSeq, a predicted model, not a curated record